UGGAAAUCAGACUGCACGUUUUGGCUGAAAUUUCGGCGCUACGGGUCUGUGCAUCAGAACAGCGGUUAUAGUCGGUGUUAUUUCCACGGUCGGUGUCAUUCUGGAAAGACAGAAACUUUACUUCCCUGAGUUUGUUGGUCGCUGAGCUCAAAGCGCCUCCAGCCGCUGUGGUAAAUAAAGACAAAGCACAGCUUGUCACUCAUUCAGCACAUGGAAAUGAAACGCAACGCGCGUUUCGUUUAUAACUUCACCACCUUGCAAAAGUAUUCAUGCAGCAGGUGCUUUUCCCCGUUUUGUCACGUCACAACCACACGCCAGUGGAUUUUAUGUGAUCAACACAACGUGGUGCCUAUUUCUGAAGUAGAGCAAAAAGUUCACAUGGUUUUUAAAAUGUUCUUUUACUCAUCAAAAUCUGAAACGUGCGUUGUAUGAGUCAGUACUUUGUAGAUCCACGUCUUUCAGGCUGUCAGACAGAGUCAUCAACCGGAUGAAGAAUUCGUCACAGGCCAGCUGUCCUCGCAUCCCACCUGAACCACAAACCCAGGAGCCCUUGUCACUUCUCCUGACUCCUCCCUCACCACCAUUUUUGCCUACUCCUGCUCACACUCCGGCUGUACCCAAGUCUCCAUCAGUGGAAGCUGCUCCUCUUGUGAAACUAAUUCCCCCUCCUCCAGUGAAGUUCCACUCACUUCCUCCACCUUUACUGGAUUCUACAGAGCCCCCUCCAUCUCUGGAGUCAAAAGCUCCAUCUGCCACUUCUUCAAGGGCUGAAAACUCUGAAGUGCCUGAAUCUUUUACUCCACCCUCUGCUGUAGAACCAAUUGUCCUACCACCACAUAAUUACUUUAUGCCACCUCAUAAAGAUCCAGAAACACAGACCUGUUCUCCGAUAGAGGAACAAGCCGUUCCUUUUCCAAAUGGGGGGUCGCCUCCUCCAUCGGAGCUUUCAUCUCUUUCCUCUGAAUGUCUGAAACCAGCACUUACUGAAUCAGCUGCUGUUGCACCUCUUGUGUCUGCUGCCACAUCACCUUCACAAACCGAAACAGUUCAGGUUUCUACAAGUGUUAAGUCUCCACCAGUUAAGCCAGUAAUCUCACCCUCACCUCUUGAUUCUCCUUCAACCAAAGUUGGAGCUUCUCCCUCAGACAAAGAGGCGGCUCCCGUUGUUGAAGUACAUUCAUCUUCGCAUUUAUCUCCUCCAGAGUUCUCUUCAGAUGAAGUUUCACUGUCAUGUCAGUGUGAAGAGCUCGCUGUAGUUCAUGUACCUGGAAAUGUGCCCCCUCCAGGGCUGGAAGUACCACCACCAGAGGAGCCAGCUGCCAUCGAUGGAGAGCCCCCAGUUACCACAUUUCUGCCUGCUGUUGAAGAUGAAGAACCUGCCACUGUACCACCACCUGCAGCAGUGUUGGAAGAGGAACUGAGAGAGAAGAUCAGAGCAGAGAUGGAGAGAAAUCUGCAGGAGGAGAUCAACCAGAAGAGACAGGAGCUCCAGCAACAGCUAGAGGAGAUGCAAGCUCUGACCCGAGCGGAGGCGACGGUGGCAGCCCAGGCUCAGGUGGCGGAGCAGGUGAAAAAGACUCUGGAGGCCGAGAGAACGUCGCUCAUGGAGAAGCUGACAGAGUCCAUCACGAAAGAGAAGAUGGGGACAGAAGAUGAGAAGCUCAAGGUGCAGCUUUACUGGAUGGAGCUGAAGGCUCACCAGCUCAAGGAGAGAGAGAAAGAGAUGAAGAAGCGGGAUGAGCUCUACAAGGAGCAGGUUUCCAAACUUGAAGCAAAGUUUGCAGAGUUUUGCAAAGUUUCCACUGAAAACUUCCAGAAAGGCAAAGAAGAGACUCACAAGCGUUUUGUACGUUUUAACAUCCAGCCUCUGUGCGGAGACCUUCAGGGUCAAAUACUGAAAUGCUACAAGGAAAACGCAGGGAGAACUCUGACCUGCUCGGGUAUUGCAUCGGCCUACAUGCAAUGUGUGGACAACGCCAAGAAAGAUAAACUGAUCACUGGGGGUUAAAAGGAGGCAAAGACAUUUGCGGCUGCAACAACAUAAAAAUAAACUAAAAUCAAGACACCGAGAAGUGAAAACGGUCCAAUUCAGCUGCUUUAAAUACCUGAAGAGUUUUCCACAGAUCUUUCUGUGAUGUAGAAAUCAAGUGGUUUUGUCAUCUCACGUACACAAACCAGUUUGGCUUUAAAUGAAUAACACUCGGUAUCGGUUACUGUAAAACCCUCUGUGCCACUACAGAAGCAAACAGGAUUUUUAAAGGCAAACGAAAUGAAGAUGCACUUCACUAUUUAGUUUGAUCAUUUGUAUGUAUGAGUGCCUUGAAUUCAGGAAAGUGGAUAUAUGAAAAGCUAUGCAAGGAGAUGAGUUAAUGCUGUGCAAAAACAACAACCAAAUCCAUCAGUGAAGUUUGGAAAUAAUGGAGUUCAAUGUCUAAGGAAAAUCCGAAUAAAUAAAGCUCUACCUAAAGAACUGA
This is a messenger RNA of Girardinichthys multiradiatus, 2474 nucleotides long. RefSeq names its product leucine-rich repeat extensin-like protein 3. The record is from RefSeq and is a predicted model, not a curated record. Bases 488 to 2008 code for a protein of 506 amino acids. The transcript is spliced from 9 exons. Gene Ontology annotation, cellular component: mitochondrion; MICOS complex. Gene Ontology annotation, biological process: inner mitochondrial membrane organization. NCBI's taxonomy places the organism in Eukaryota, Metazoa, Chordata, Actinopteri, Cyprinodontiformes, Goodeidae.